UUUGUUCACUUUCUAUGCUGCUGCCGAGAGAGAGAGAGAGAGGAGGAGGAGCCGGGGAAGCGGAUCAAUCUCAGCUGCUGGACGAUUCACGGGGACGGCGCUUCUCUUUCCGGUGCAGAAGGUUCCGUACUUCCGUUGAGUAGCCGAAUCGAGGGGGCGCUUGAUCUGAUCGGGCUCCGGUUGGAAUCAGGAGGAAAGUUGAUGCCAAACCCAUGGAUCGGUCUGCGCUAACGGUCGGUCCGGGGAUGGACCUGCCGAUAAUGCACGACAGCGAUAGAUACGAGCUGGUGAAGGACAUCGGGUCGGGGAACUUCGGGAUCGCCGGGCUGAUGAGGGAUAAGCAGACCAAGGAGCUCGUCGCCGUCAAGUACAUCGAGCGAGGCGAGAAGGGACCGACACGGGGCUCCUCUCCUCCUUGUCCAUCUCAGCCUCGUCGGCGACAGCUGAAGAAGAGAGCCUGUGGAAUUUUACACAGUGGCUGUUGAUCUUCGUCACCCUGUCAAUGGCCGCAGCGUGCCAUCUCCAAGCUCUCUUGAUCAGAAGCCUGAUGGCCUCGACUUUCUUCUUCCUCUUGAACCCGUAGUUGGAGAGCCUCUUCAGCCUUCUGCAAGCACUGCCAAACCAGCAAAUGCACGCAGCAGAAUUAACUGCUCUGUCUGAGUAGCCAUCAUGCUCCAGGAGCUCUUGCUGAUCUUCCAAUAGCUCACACAGCCUUCUUCCAUGCUGGCGCAUUGACUCCGGAGGAACAGCAUCCAUGCAGAAAGACAGAGGAGCUCGCAGCAUUCCUUUUCAGUGAAAGCUGAUUAAUAAGGCAGAGGCAGAGACUGCCCAAAUGGCCGAACCCGGACAAAGAGGAGGCUCGGCAAGCACCUGCUUGUCCCCACUUGGCUCUUGGAUGGCAGCAGCAACCAUGUGCCAUGCCAAGACCCAGUGGAAAAGAUUGAAUUGAUUUGGUGUAGGGAAUUGUGUUUAGCAUGCCUUCUCUACUCGAGGACUACAAGUAGUAGUAGUAGUUCAUCACUGAGCUCCUAUCCUCUCCUCGUGGACGAGGACAUGGACAGUCCAAUCCAUCCUGUUUUCAAUCAGCCAAUGUAGCUCCCACAGAGGCUACACGACAAGGGGAGCUGCACCUCGCUGGCUUGCACGGUCCCAACAUGCUCAACAGAUUACUCGAGAAAGAAUCCUAUGUUCUUAUGAGACCCUUCUCUGCUUCUCUAUAUCGGCACCGUCUCUGUUCUCUUGGCAAAAUCUGGCUAGCUAAAGCUCCAAAAAGUCUAGAAGACUGAGUUCUCUGUUUGGACUAACCGGAACGAUGAUCGCAUCCCAGGAAUCAAGUCGAAACGCAGAAGCGACAGCCUACUGCUCAAACGGAAAGGAUCUGCUCCUUGUGUGGCUCCGCCAGGCAGACGUAUCUGGAGGCUUGUCGUGGGAAUCAAGGCGACGGAAUGCGGGUCCCAGAUGACGUCACAUGCUCGUCAAAUUACGGACGGUGGAUUUUGCCCGGUUUGCGCGUUUAGAUUCGUGAGGGCGAUAGCGUUUUAAUGUCGCGACGGCGGUCAAAACCCUAGUUGGUUCGAGGACGAACGGAGUCGCUGCGAGUCGCUGCUCCGCUGCUCUCCGAGGGAUGGUACCGCGGCAUGCUCUCUUCUCCCUCAGGAGAUGUCUACAUGCCUUCGACGGCCGCGAGAGCAUUGUCUACAAGCAGUCAAUGUUCCGCCGUCCUUCGACGGUGCCUCGAGAGACCGUGUACCCACUCCGACGCUCCUGCAGCCUCAUAGGAACUGUGAUUCUCGCUCCGCGGAAGUCGGACGGUGUAGGGGCCGUUUACACUUUUCUGGAAGUGGAGGGGCCUUCUGUCAGUUCGACCCCUUCGAAAUUCCAGAUAUUACUGAACAUGUAUGACCAGCUGGCAGAAAUCUCUUUUAAACACUUAAAAGUAGACGAUUUUAUAUAUGUUCGCGGUCCUUUAAGUUCUUACGAGAAGCUCAAUGUAAAUGGACAGCUUGAAAAUAUGUACAAGGUAGUUGUUGAAGAUCUGAAUUUCGUCUAUCGUAUUGGAGAAAAUAAAAAGCCUACGAAACCCGACAAAUUAAUAAAAGAAGAAUCCACAGCACCCAUUUCCUUUGACAGUGCAGAGGAAACAAUGGAUCGCCUCCGACUAUGGCAGAUAUUCUUUGCAAAUCCACAUGAAUGGUGGGACAAUAGGGAGCAUAAACUAUAUCCAACUUCACCCGAUUUUAGACACAAGGACACUCAUGAGUGCCUGCGGCUCAUGCCAAAUGAUCCUCCUUGGAUACAAAGGCAGCUGCAACGGUAUGACUCAAGUACAGCAACUCAAUCUGACAAAGAAGAUAGAAAAUACUCAAAGGUGCGUCAGUGGGAAAUACAGGAUCUAGAAUGAAGUUGUUGCUAUGCAAGAAUUGGUUUAUCAACUCCUAUUUGUUGAGCCAAAGGUUGAUACUGAUCGGCCUUCCAUGAUGGAGUGGGAUUUGAUUUACUAUGCUGAUAAAGAAAAGAAGUAUGCUGCAGUUGUCGAUUAGGCAAAAGGAUAUAAGUCUUGUUAGGUAACCAUCCUAUCUGUUAGAACAGUGGCUGUAAGUUGAAGCUGAAUUAAACACUGAACAAAAGGAACAUGACAAUACAUUUUCUCUGAGAGAGGCCAAAUAGCUCAUCUUAUUCAUGAGAUCAAGAUGAACUCAGAAUGAUGCUAUUUGUUUUUUUAUAGGACCAUGGAAGGAAGUAUCUGCAUUGAAUGUAUAGUUUCAUAUAAUAUCAGCUCUAUAUGUUGAUCCGUAACAAAUGGUUUUGUAGUCAAUUUUGUUCAAUUUAUUAUUCUUUAUUCUUAA
This is a messenger RNA of Zingiber officinale, 2846 nucleotides long. Its product is annotated as protein OSB1, mitochondrial-like. Gene Ontology annotation, molecular function: single-stranded DNA binding; ATP binding. Gene Ontology annotation, biological process: positive regulation of helicase activity; mitochondrial DNA replication. Bases 1625 to 2401 code for a protein of 258 amino acids. The transcript is spliced from 5 exons. Lineage: Eukaryota; Viridiplantae; Streptophyta; Magnoliopsida; Zingiberales; Zingiberaceae. Gene Ontology annotation, cellular component: mitochondrial nucleoid. The record is from RefSeq and is a predicted model, not a curated record.